Messenger RNA from Labeo rohita (rohu), 2141 nucleotides. It is a transcript of the gene sh2d7, whose product is annotated as SH2 domain containing 7. The transcript has 6 exons. Bases 362 to 1714 code for a protein of 450 amino acids. Gene Ontology annotation, cellular component: cytoplasm. NCBI's taxonomy places the organism in Eukaryota, Metazoa, Chordata, Actinopteri, Cypriniformes, Cyprinidae. The record is from RefSeq and is a predicted model, not a curated record.
AUAUUCAUUUGUUACAUAUUAAUACUGUAUAAAAAUAUUCAGUGGUUAUAGUUUUUGAUCCAAAGUUUUCCAAAACCAGUUUUGAUAUUUAUACAAGACUGCAAUUCAGGUGGAAGUACCUUCCAAAGGUAGUACAACAAAAAUCACACUGAACAACGUCAGGUCAUUGUUGACUACGGGCAGAUAAACUCAAACAAUAGAACCUUUCACAUUAGCAAGAUCACACAUUUACGUAUGAGGAAACUAAGCAAAUGAAGCACGCCAGUCUUCCUGUUGCAGUGAGUGAGCAUGUUAUGAAAGUGGAAAGUUAGCUUUAUUGGACGCAUGCAGUGCACUGCAGUGCAUUUGUGCCGAGAGGGAGAUGCUCACAAUGGAGCAAAUAGAGGCAGCCUUGUACCAGAAGAUGAAGAUAUCUGAGAAAUUAAAUGAGAAACAGAUGGAAGGAGAGGGGGGAGAUCUCAACAUGGACAGAGGACUACAGAGGGAGCACAUCCUCAAGUGGUUUGUGGAGACUCAGGCUGUGCUCAUCCUGUGUGAUGGAAGGUUUCCACCCUGGUUCCAGGGCUUCAUCUCUAGACAUGAAGCAGAAGAUCAGCUCAAAGACAAGAAUGUUGGUUGCUUCGUUAUCAGACUCAGUGAAAAAUCCACUGGAUAUAUUCUUUCAUACAAAGGACAGGAUCGUUGUCGGCAUUUUGUCAUAAAUCAAACCAAUUCUGGCCUGCUCAUCGUUUCUGGUGAUUCCACCACGCAUAAUAGUCUCACAGAGCUGAUCAAUCACUUUAAAACCACACCGAUCCAGCCUUUUGGAGAGUACCUGACUUCAUACGACACAGACAUGGACUCGGUGGAAGAGGAUGACAAAAAUGAGCUUUAUGAUGUGGUUCAAAAUAAGCCCAGGGUUAAUGCGGGUGUUAGCGUUAAAGCUCUGAGAACUUUAUGGGAACAAACUAGCAACAUCCCGCACGGCACGCCUCCUGUUCUAUAUUCUAAAAGUGGCCGGAAACUCGCGAUCUCCACCUCUAUUGACAGGAACAUCCUCUCCCAGGGUAUGAAAGUUCCACCAGUGCCAAAGAAGAAUGUACCACUUCGGAAUUCCUUAAGCGCUGGUUUCCCCGGUACAAAUCCAUCGCAAGAACAACACAGCUUUUCAGAAUCAAGAACAUCUGGAAGGACAGGUGGUGAUGAGGGAAGUGAUACCUUGGACACAGAGGGCUACAAUUCCCAAUUAAAGUUGCCUCUCCACAAUGAAAACAAUCAGUCUUCUUGUAACAUUAUGCCCUCUAUGCCGCAACAACCUCUUUUAGCUCCACCCAAUACAGCCUCCUGCUCUUAUGCUGUCCUUGAUCUUAAAAAACGACAUAGCGAGGCUGGCCGAGUACCAUAUGCUGACCAAGAAGCCCUACAGCCCAAUCCACUCUACACAACCUCAUCUGUGGUGUGUGCUGGGCAGAAGGACCAGCUGGUGCAAGAGUAUGACAACCGUAUACAGCCUAUCGACAGCAUCCAUUUAGCAGAAAACACCUAUCAAGACAUACCUGAACAACGUGAUAUUAAUACGUAUGAACACAUAGCAGAGAGCAACACCUACGAGGAUAUCCGAAUGACAGACAGCAACACGUACGCAAGUCUGGAUGAGAUGCAGUCACAAACCCCGAGCAACUUGGGAAAGAAGAAUCAUAAGUGGUGGAAACUUCGACUGGAGAAUAAGAAGUAAAAGUCAUCAGGUGAACGCAAAAGCUGAGAAAAAUGUUUCAUUUAACGUUUUAUUGUUUUGCUACACAUUUAACUUCAUAGAUACAAAGUCAUAAUUUUCAUGUUCAAGAUGUAACUUCAGUACAGUAUGGUUCUACAGUUACAAAAUUCUGAAAACUGUUUAUGCAAAUACGUUGUUACAAUGAGAUGUAUAAAUGUAUCUGAACACCUGCUGUGAGUAUAUCUAUUGUUCACACUGUUUUCCUAGGACUUUAUCUUUCAAUGUAAUGUAGACCUGUGUAAUGUAGCAUAGUGCUCACAGCCUGUCAUGUUUAAACCUAGAGUUUCUGUAACCCUAAUCCAGCAAUCCACAAUGUUUGUAUGAUACAGUAGUUGUUCUCUACACAUCUGAACCUAUAACAUUGCACAGCAUAACUCAAUAAAGCAUG